CAAAUAAUUCAAGUUUCACAAUCAAGCCCAUUCACAAAAUCGAUACUACACGGACCAUUCGUUAUAAUCGAAUUGCUUGGACGUCUCAAAUUGCGUCAACGGACUGCUCACUAACCGGCUCCGUGACCAUAUGAUCUGCAUCUGACCCGUCCAAACUGCACUGAUCUUUGGUACCGGUGCAGAGUCACGAUGUCGAUCAACAUUUGAAAUGUGCAUUCGUGGGACUGUAAAAAGGUGAAUCAGUGAUGGUUCAGUGCUGUGACAUGGUGGAGACGUGAAUGUCAAAGUAAAAGAAUUGUUUGGUGGUGUUCGUUGAAUUAGUGCAAUGGCAGGUGCUAGUGAAGAUGGUGGAGGAGUGGAUGACAAUUCCACGGCAAGUUGUGCGACAGAGGGUGAGAACCGCAAGCGCGGUCUGACCAAUUCCAUGUCACUGCGCACCCGCAAGCUUGGCCGUCGGCUCUCCCGCAGCAUGUCCAUAGUAGCUCUGAAGAUCCCUGAAAAGGCUCAAAGCAUCACCCGUUCUUCCUCAAAAUUGAUGCGAUCUGGCAACAAAGAUAAGAAAAACAGAUCAUUCGAGCUCUCUAUCAUACUACCAGACAAGACGCAGCGACAGGUGACAGUAUGCAAUAACAACACAGUUGCGGAGAUAGUGAGCGAUCCUAUACAAGAAGCGGGUGCUGUCAUUGCGGGUCUACCUUCAGGCCCACUAUGCGCUCCUCAAAUCGUUCCCCUUGGUGGUCCACUUCCGCUUCCGGAGACACUUGAUGCCCCGCCACCGGCUGCACCUAUCGCUUUACUCUUCCUUGGGGGCUGCAAAGCCCCUGUAGAGCCAAGGGCACAAGCCUCUGCCCUGGAAGGCGAGGUGCUAGUCGUCGAAUAUCAACCUCCGCCGUGGGAUGGAAAAGAUCUGGAGACAUUUAUAGCUUGGGAAAAAAUUUACGCUUCGACUUUGUUCUCGGCCGUGGAGUUAUAUGGCAAACCGCUGCUUCGAGCUGCAGUCAUCACCAAGGAGGAGUAUCACCUUCUUUUCUAUUACCUGGAGUCAGUUUCGGAGGCCAGUGAGGCUCUCACCGAGCGCAUGAGCAAAUACAUCGAGUCUGGCUUGCUUCUCAACGAAGGUAAACAUGAAAAAGAAGACAAUGUACAGUCAACAUCAAGCAUUUUAACUACAAAUUCAAAGAGAGACUCAAAGAGUAUUCUGAGUGAAUUGAUCCAGGAGGGUGUGAUAUCCCAUAGAGAUGUUGAUGCGACUUCGGACAUCGCUAACUCUGAAUGCAACGGACAAUCCACGGAAAGCCGCAAGUCUGACGAUAGCGUAUCCAGCAUCUCCUCAACUAGUGCGAACCUCCACAAAGUCAUUAUCGAUAUCCCAAUAGAUUGCAAUACGUCUGUGGCCGAUAGCUCGCUCGCAGAAACCGUCGAUACAGUUACCACCGUGACCAUUAGGAACGGAGGACAAUGUUGUGUCGACCAUAGAAUAUCGGCUGAUAUCUCCGAAAACGUUUGGGCAAACGUUACAUGGGAUUUCCUCAAUCCAAUAGAUUUUGGCUACGAUCUUAUAAGAAGUGUGAAACGUAGUCGCUCCGAGUCGGCUAUUACUCCUGUCGCUAGACGCAAAAAUGAGGAAAUUUACGAAACGCUACGAGAUGUCGAAGGAGAAUCAUGUGGCAGUAUGACGCCGUAUGAAUCGAUUGAAGAUCUGUACGACUGUAUAAAAAAUGCACAGUACAGUAGUGCAGCUGUUGAAGAAUCGUCACCUUCAACUGAAAGUCAGUCCGAGCCUCAGUAUCCUGAUUAUUAUGAAAAGACGAGCACCACUCGCCAGAGUUCAGUAAGCAGUGAGAAAAGUGGAGCUUCUUCUGCGUUUCCGUUUUCGAAAUGUGGUUCAAGCGAUUCGACCGGCGCGUUCACGUCUUGCGAGUCCACGAGCGGCGUCAGCACGUUUGCUUCAAAAUGUAUUCCGGAGUUAUUGAAGAACCGGGAGCUGCCACCUCCGCCGUUGGAGAGUCAGCCAAGUGAAAGUGCAAUUUUGCUGAAACAACUGUUCAUGGGUGAACUAAUAGACGCUUACAACGAAUACUUAACCGCGUAUCCGUACGCACGUGCUCUACUCCGCAAAAAGAUGCGUCGAGACGAGCACUUCACAGCAUUAGCGGAGAUCCGACGCGGCGCUGCCAAGUACACCAUUGGAGAUUAUCUAGAGUUACCGAUCGAGCGGUUGGCGCAAUAUGAGCGACUGGUGGGCGGAGGCUGCGCUCCGCGACGUGCUGCGCGACUAUCAGACCUGGAGCGCGUGCAGGAUCUCUUUCCACACGAUUACCUCGCCUUGCACGAUGCGGAUGCACCUGCUGCACUUGCCUCGCACCAUGCUCAGAAAUCAAAAAGUCUUCGCAAACGCCCAAGUCUGGACAUCGUCACGCCCAAUAGCAGCUCGUUGUCUCCUAGGACAUUCAUCAUGGAGGCGCCCGUCCAGUUGUGCCCGUUGGGCACUACGUCCCCACCGCUAGAUCGUCAUUUGUUUCUAUUCAGCGACCUGCUGCUCGUGGGCAAAGCACGAGGCACAAAUUGCUUCAAAUUGAAGGAGAGUGUGAGACUGGCCGAAUUAUGGAUAUCGCUCCCUGAUGGUGAUGAUACAGGCUUCCUUAUUGGUUGGCCCACGUCUACGGGGGUUGCCAACUAUCUCGCCACCUACCCUACGCAAGCUGCGCGCGAUACUUGGUACAGGAAAGUGCAAAAUGCACUAAACGCGCAAUUGGCCACGGAACCAAAGUCGACAAACAUCCAGAUCUUCUAUAAAGACUUCACAACAAGCAUUGAAUUUUGUAAAACGGUAUCCGUGGGUCCAGAAAUGAGCGCCAGAUGCGUAGUGCGUCAAGCGUUACACGUUCUUCAGAACGGAGGUACAGAAGGCGAGGGUGAGGCCGAAGGUGAAGGAGAGAAUGAAACGGAAGGUCGAUUGGGAGCAGCCACCGAAUUUACGCUAUGUGUACGCACUGCUCGAGACGCACCACCCACUCCGCUGCACGGAAUCGAAAGACCACAUGCCAUUCAGAUGUCGCGAAUAAGACAAACAUUGUCCAAUGAAGACGGUUUCGACUUGGAGCAUGUCAACUCCAAAAAUAAUCCGUGCGGGCUGGUCUUCGAAUUGAAGAAAAAAAACCAGAGUAUAAAAAAUGGCAGCGCGACUCCAGGCCGUGGUUUGAGACUGCUGCGUCGCGGCGGGCGGUUAUUCGGAGUGACCCUGACGCGACUCUGCAAUGGCACGCCACCACCAGCUUUGCUUCAUGCCCUUAAACGGCUCAGGGUCACAGCACCCUUGACACAUGGUGUCUUCCGCAGAAGUGCUAAUGCUAAAGCUUUAAGACUUCUUAGAGAUAAGCUGGACACUUUAGGCCCAUGGGCUGAAGGCUGUGCAGAGUUGGAUCGAGCUCCAGUGCUGCUGCUAGCCGCGUUGGUAAAGGAGUUCUUUAGAGCAUUACCACAGCCGCUGCUUGUAUCGGAGCUGUAUCCCUCAUGGCUACAAGUGCUGGGUUUGCCUCAGACAGAAAAAGUAACCGCCGUGCGAUCAUUACUGCUGAAGAUGCCAAAAGCUCACUACAAUAUGCUAACAUAUUUCGUGUGCCUCCUGCAAGCGAUCGCGAAGAAAUCUAACAUCAAUCUUAUGUGCCCGAUGAAUCUCGGCGUGUGUGUCGGUCCAAGCCUUCUUUGGCCCAGUACCCCUUGUGAUAAAGCUCCCAAAGCAGUGCCAAUGGUUGUUGAACUCCUCAUAGUGAAAGCAGAAGCCCUUUUUGGUCCACAAAUUACCGGUCUCCUUGGAAAUGGGUCUCCUGAACCAUCAAACGCGCUUCUAGACUCGGGCGCUGAAGAAAGUGAUAGCCUACACUCUGUUGGAAUAUCCCUGGAUUCCAUGGAACUUUCAACGCCACGGAAGGAGAAACUAUCCCUCAGCAGAGAUUCAGGCUUGACUUUGUCAGAAGAUGAUUCUAACAGCAACGGAGGUAAUAGCCCGGCACCGAGAAACAUUCUGCAUAGUCUGUCAGCACCGACAUGCAAUCUGCAGCAGGACUCCAAAGUAGUGGCACGGUACCACAUCGAUAAUCACAACGUCAAUGGACUACCCCAAGUAGUUCAACGACAACAACAAAACAUUUACUCGAAUAAAACAGACAUUUACAACACUGUCAACGAGGACUUGUACACUUCAUCGUAUAUUGGAGAUCGAUACAUGCAUAAAUCAGUAAAUAUUGGAAUCUCAAAUGGUCACGAGGAAAGAAAAGGGAACUAUGUCACCAAAACGGCAGUGCAACGCUCAACGGCUGACAUUUACGGACAAAGCCCAGCCAAAUACUUAACAGGGAUGGAGCCGCAAAAACCACCGAGAAGUAACGUCUCUAAAGCAGCGCGCACUUCAAAAGUUUACAGCAUGUUUGCUGAAUCACAAGAACCAGAGAAAAACACAAAUAACAAAAAUUUUAAUAGAGCUAAAAGUUCAGAUAAUCUAUUAGAAUCUAAACAGGAAUCAAUCGAAAACAAACGCGACUUUGUGUCUAGUCAAGAAAACAUAGUUUACAGUAAUAUUCAAGAUUUAGCGAUGUUCACAGAGAAUAUUCAAAGACAAAACCACUAUCAAACACACUCGGACAUUGUAUCGAACUCAAAUUCCAAUUAUGCUCGUGUUUACACUGGUUGGGAGAAGAAGAGCCCUAAUUAUAGUAAUAAAUCGAAUAAUUACAACACGGAAAAUAUAUAUGGUCAAAUGAACAAGAAUCAAGGAGAAUCCUCACAGAACAAAUCUGAUGGGAAGUUAACACCGGCAGCCACCAUUUUUACUAGAAAUGAUUGGUCUCGUCAAGCAGCAAGGACGAAGAGUUUAGAAGUAAACGAUGACGGGCACACUAACAAUAACGUCGAUCGAAAUCGAAACGGAAAUUAUGAAAUUAACGCUGGCCACUUUUGCCGUAAGCGACGUUCCGACCCCGCACACUUGUGCACCAAAAACUGCGCCGCCCCUUCAGUGGUCAGGGAACAAGAGAAAAACAUGUUGAAUCCACUACAAAAUUCACACUCCUACGUUGACAACUCGCAUGAGAAUAGCCCUGAAGAAAGCAAAAAACAGAGACUCCGUAAUUACAAUAAAUUAAACCAGUCUAAAUCCUUAGCCAACAUAAUCGUGCAGAGUGAUUCAGGCAGCAGUGAUACACUGUACCAGCCGCAGAACUCAUUCAACAGCCGAUCAACGGAGUCUACCGCCAGUGAGAACUCCUUUGAAAACUGUUAUACCACCCAAUACAUAGAGCCCUUGUACACAUCAGUGUACAAUCGCAGGAGGGAUAUAUUCCACGAAGAUAAGACGUCGAUGUUUUCGUCUGAUAUCUAUAAAGCUACUCCGACUGCCGUACAGCCGGUGUUUUCCGAGGAGCAGAAAAAUAACAAGAAGCCCACUCUCAUGCCGCCGCCUGUUCCGCCUAGGAAAAUGGUAUAUCAAAGAGUGCUUAAGAAGUUCCAGCCUGUGCAUGUGAACAAAGACGACAAAGUAUCUCGUUCUAAAUCUGUACCUCCAGUGUACAGAGAUCCGCCAAAUGGUACUGACAAGAAUAGACAAAAUGUUUUAGCAUUGGACUGUUCCGAAUCCGACACGGAAUCAGAAUCUUACGUUUAAAAACCUGCAUUCGACUGUCGUCGUUUUGAUUGCGUGCAAAUUGGCUCCUUGGUGCACAUUAUUGAUGAGCAACUAAAACAUGAUGUUUGAAGAACAAGGUUUGUAGACUGACGGUCUCGUAAAAUACCGAUUGUGACUUAUUUUUACGGUUUGUUGUGUAAUGUAUGUUACAUUUAUUUAGAAGUCAUUAUAACAGCAUUAAAUUUAACCCUAGAUUGUGUCCAUCGUCUUGUGUUUCCCGCCUUAAAAGUUUAAAGUGACCAUAACCUAAGUUGUUUUGGUGAUGUAAUUCCAAAGACGUAAGAGUAGUUUGCAAAGUUAAUGGUAUUAUGUAAAUGGAUUUUUUUUUUCAAUAUAAUUAAUUGAUAAUUACGCGUUGUAGUUGAAUGUUUUAUAUUAAUACCAGCCACCUUGUUAUUAAAAAUUAAAUAUAUUUUGAGUAUGUAGACGUCUUGAAUUAAAAAUACGUAAUUCUUUAACUAUAUUUGUGUCAUGUAUGUUUUAAGAGUUAAAUAAAAUAUUAUAUUGAUGUAAAAGAAAGGAAAGUAUGCC
This is a messenger RNA of Hyposmocoma kahamanoa, 6211 nucleotides long. RefSeq lists its product as uncharacterized. The transcript is spliced from 11 exons. Gene Ontology annotation, molecular function: guanyl-nucleotide exchange factor activity; GTPase activator activity. The coding region runs from base 326 to 5659 and encodes 1777 amino acids. Gene Ontology annotation, biological process: signal transduction. The record is from RefSeq and is a predicted model, not a curated record. Lineage: Eukaryota; Metazoa; Arthropoda; Insecta; Lepidoptera; Cosmopterigidae.